Anopheles funestus (African malaria mosquito) is the source of this 10204-nucleotide messenger RNA. It is a transcript of the gene osp, whose product is annotated as protein outspread. Bases 942 to 7922 code for a protein of 2326 amino acids. Lineage: Eukaryota; Metazoa; Arthropoda; Insecta; Diptera; Culicidae. The record is from RefSeq and is a predicted model, not a curated record. Gene Ontology annotation, cellular component: actin cytoskeleton. Gene Ontology annotation, molecular function: actin filament binding. The transcript is spliced from 14 exons. Gene Ontology annotation, biological process: actin filament organization.
UUCCAAAACAACGGUUUUCAGUGCAGUGCAGGUGCAUUCAGGUCUGGCGCCCUGUGCCGUACACGAGUGUUUGGUUUGAUAGUGUUUUGUCUUGUUUUUUUUUGUGGUGCGUGUAAAUGUGUUUUUUUUUAAAUAAAGCAAAUAAAGCGAAAAGUAAAGCUGUUGAACUAAACAGCCGCAUGAUGGUGGAAAGUGUUUAACCGUGAUAACAAAUAAAUUAAAAUGAUUACAAAGUGCACUUGAAAACAGCUCACGAAAGCAUUAUUGCUGUAAAGGGGGGAACGCAAAAAAAUAAAAUAAUUGUACCUUUUAAUCUCAUUUCAACCGCCACCACCUGUCAAGUGCAUCGCGUAUUGACGUGAACGUCUAUCACCGUUGAUAACGUUUGUGAAUUAAGUAUAGUAAAUGUGUGUUUUUUUUUGUUGAGCUAGAACCCGACCUCCUCGAUGGAGAUGAUUACUGGAAUUGAGAAUUAAACAAAAAUAAAAAAAAAUAGUAAAAAAACCCCAAUUACGACACAACAACCCCGCAAAAAAGGGUCAGAACGACAUGCAGUAAUGGAUCACGAAAUGCAUCCCGAGUGUACGAUCGCGUAAAGAAGGCUUCCGAGCCUUCCGGAAGUGAAUCUCCAAGGGUGGUGAGAUUGCAAGUGAUCCAACAAGAAAAGAAAAAUCCCAUCUGAUACGAGCGAAGUGAUAGAAUAAAAUUACAACAGCAAAGUGAAGUUUUUUGUUUUUUGAAAUUUAGUGUGCAUUUUGUGUGCGUCUGAGUGUGCUUGUGUGCGCGCGUACGAGUGAAAGAAAUUUGUGUGUCAUUUUGCUACACCCACCCACCCCAGUGAAUGUGUGUGUGUGUGCGCGUGCAUUUCCGACCCUUCCAUCUUUCCAUUACGCCAUUUACGCUGCACCCAUCGUUAAACGCAAUAAUAAUUUCGAGCAAACAUGGGAAGCCGUAACAUCGAGUGUCGUAAAUUUUCACCGAACAUCUUCAACAAGAGCAAAUGCACGCACUGUUUCCGCCAGCGGGAGGAGCAUAGUGCGGCCGCACUGGAAUGCAAUCGGGCAACGCGAAAGGUGUCAAAACGUGGAUAUUUAUUCGUCGCCCCCUGGGACUGGGACUUUAGCAAUCCGGUGUACAGAACAAAGCGAUGGCAGCGAAGGUGGUUCGUGCUGUACGACGACGGGGAGCUCACUUAUUCGGUGGAUGAACAUCCCGAAACGAUUCCACAAGCCAUAAUCGACAUGACGAAGGUCCUGGAGGUGACCACCGCCGACAACAUCACCAGCCACCCGCACUCGAUCGCCAUCACCGCACCGGAUCGUGUAACCUUCGUGAAGGGUACCUGCCCGGAGGAGUCGAAAUGGUGGUUUAACGUGCUGGUAGCCUUUCCCAAAUCCAAGGGUCGUCACAAGCGCAAUGCAACGUUCCCCGGCGGACAGGCGACCACGAUUCUGCAAGCUCAAUUGUACAGCGAGGCACAGUCGGCUAUUGCGGCCAAAAGCAACACACCCGCUGCACGAGACAAGCUGACACUGCAGCUCGAUAGCGGUAAAGGCCAGACGCGACUCCGGACCCGCCAUCGCUCAUCGGUUGACGUCAGUGAUUCAGCAUCCAAAUGUUUACUACUGGACGGUGGUGGUGGUAUCAGUGGUGCGGAUAUACGCUCGAGGGACGAACUAAAGCUGAAGGAUAUCGCCAACACGAUCACGAACGUGAACCGCUGGAGUAGCCCCUGCAUCACGGACAGCCUGUCACUCACGGCGGACCACCACGAGAAGCCGACGAGCCCGCGGGACGAAAACACGAUCCCACCACAAUACAUCAAUGGCGGUAGUGGAGGCGGUGGUGGUACCGGUGGUGGAGGUGGUACAGGAGGGACCAGUGUCGGUGGAACGCCGUUACAGAUGCGACCCCACUCACUCACCAUACCGUCCAGUGCGCCCGCGAUCGUGUCGGCCAUCGUGAAGAAAAUUCCAACCUCGAUCGGCAAGGGUGGUGGCGGACAGGUGCCACCGCUUGCAUCGCUGCAAUUGUCGCCCGCCACUAACUCUAGUCCGAAGCUGAAGCCUAGUCAAACGCACGAACGGGGUGAUCCGGACGGUGACUGCGGUAUGGACGAUGCGCCGGCAAACUAUCACGGCAAAAACUCGGAACAUCGCGGCCCAGACGCGGAUCUGCUGCAGGCGAAGAAGGGCUGGUUGCUGAAGCAGGACGGACGGGUCGGUGAAUGGAGUAAACAUUGGUUUACGCUGCGAGGGGCCGCACUGUUCUACUACCGUGAUCCGGUCGCUGAAGAGAAGGGUGUACUGGACGGUGUGCUGGACGUGAAUAGCAUCACCAGCAUUGCCGAGGUACCUGUCAACAAGGGAUACGGUUUUCAGCUCACGACCUGGGACAACCAUCGUAUCGUUCUGUCCGCGGUAACGAUUAACGUGCGCAACAAUUGGAUCAACGUGCUGAAGAACGCUGCCGGACUGCCACCGACGAAGGCCAGCCUCGAGCUAAGCAAUCAGAACGAUGACAACUUCAAAACGUUACCGGACAAAUCGCCACCAACACCGGCCACACCCAGCGCGCUGGAGAUCGAGCUGAUCAGCGAUACGAUCGAGCAUAAGCCGAAACUGAAGCGAAGCAAACUGCUCGAAAAGAACAACAACAGCACGAACGGUCACCUGUUAAUUGAGGGUGUUGUACCGCUGGCGGCAAGCCCGGGCUCGGGAGAGGACGUCGUGGAUAAGGUACCGAAAGACGUUAUCGUACAUCUGACGUCUGCCCGAGCCAUUGCCGAAUCGAACGGCGUCAGCACCGGGGACAGUAACACGACCACCAAUAGCAGUAGCAAUAGCAGUAGUACUAACAGUAGUAGUAGUAGCAGUAGUUGUAGUCAGCCUCAACCAAAGCAACCGGUGGUGCAGUCGCCCGUCACACCGCUAACACCCAAAUCGUUGCUGUUCUCGUCGGACGAGGAGUAUCGGACGGCGUCCGAAGGUGGCCGGCGGGAUAGUGUCGGUGACUGGGGCUCGCCGGUGUCGCCUUCGCCUCCGUCGGUGCCACUGACCAGUGCGGUAAUGCGUACCAAAGAUAGGUUAAGAAUGACCCCGCCGGUAUCGGCCCAAAGUCAGCAACGAUUGCACAAGCGUAGUCGGUCGUCGCCUCCAAGCUCAAGGCGCAGCACCAUCGAGAGCGUUCCGUCGGAGAUCCUGACCCUGCAGCCGGUUCCGGCCCAAAAACCGAUCAACACCGUACAGGAGGAGGAAGGUAGUGGAUUGGAGAAAGAGCUGCAGCUACGAUUGCAAGCAGCGGAGAAGGAACUGGCAAUGUUGCGCGAAGAAACACACGAGCGGGAAGCUCGCAUGUCCGAACUGCUCACGACGCUCGAGCGCACUGAGCAGGAACUGACCCGGAAGCGCGAACUGGAGGAAAACCGUGAAAAGUUGAUGGUGCAGCUACAGGACAGUCGAGCCGCUGGGCAGGAAAUCAUUGAUCGGAUCACACACGAACUGUCGAAGAGUCGUGAUACAACCAAGGAGCUGGAGGAACGGUUGGCCCGUGGAAUCGAAGAGAACGAAUCACUCUACCGACGGCUACAGGAGAGUGGUAUCGCCGCACCCGCCAGUCCAGCUUCAAGUCUUUGCAGCUUGGCGGUGACGCGCAGUGGCCGCAUCAAGCGUAUGGAUUCAUUCAGCGAUCUUACCUGCCUUAACGCGAUCGAUCCUACCCAGCUCGAUCGGGAGAUGCUGGCGGACGAGUACCGAGAGCUAAGGGCACGCUUUGAACGAGCCGUUAGUGAGCUGAAAGCGAUGAAACGUGAACUGAAAGAUGCGCACGGACUGUACGACGAGCUGGAAAUUGGUUAUGCUACACUGCGCAAAGAACUCGACCGACAAGCGACCGAACAUGACGCUCAGUCGCGCAUGAUGGCCGAUCGCAUACAGGACAUGACGAACAAAUAUACGGCGGCCGAGAAACAGGUACGACUCUUGAAACAGAAAGCAAUCCGGUCCGAAAAGCGACGUUCGCUGUCUCUGAAGGGCAAGGAGUCACUCUCGAUCCAGAAGGAGUUGGAAGAGAAGGUGUCCGAGUUGGAAAGUAAAAUAGAUGCGCUCGAAAGUGGCAACGUGAUGCCGGUAGCAAAAGCGACCGUAGAAUUGACAACGCCCGAAGUCGCGCAACCCACACGACGCUCCUCCUCCACAAGACUACGUCGCAAAAGUCUAGACAGUGCGUCGCUUUCGGCCCAACCGAUGCAAGUUCUGCUGCGACUAAACAAUCUCGAAAAGCGUGUCGAAAACGUGCAGCCAGUGGUGCCAGUAAAACCAGACGUCAGUGAGUGUGAAACGGCCAGUACAUCCAGCUCGGGCAACUCGAAACCGGUGCCGGAACAUCUGCUCGACCGGCUCAAGAGUCUCGAGGGUGUUGUGGUAUCGGUGCGUGAGCUGAUCGAUCAGAGUGCGCAACAGUUCCAGAGUUUGCGAUCAUCCCGCUCUCGACGAUCCGUAUCACCUGCUGCCGAUCGGAAGGAUUCGUACAAAUUUAUCGAACGUUGUCUGACGGAGGUGUCGAAGUUGUUGCGCGAAAGCUGCGAUAACUGUGUCGUUCCAGUGGAUGGUGCCGGGUACGGUAGUGUCAUUGUACUGCCGGAAUCGAACCCGAUCAAGCUGGCACUGAAUCAACUCGAAGCACAGCUUAAGAGUAAGCUGGCAGAUCUCCUAAAGCAAAGACGAAUGUUACGCGAAACGAACGGGCUUUCCCAGCGCAAAGACAUGGAGCUGCUUGCCGAGAGGAUCGCUUUCGAGAGCGUUUGUUUUGGUCGGUUGCGUCACGCGUUGGAACGUGCAGAGAACCUGCAAGAGUUCGAAGAGCGUCAAACCAAGGUUGAGGUGUGUGAAACCAUCCAGCUAAUGUCGAUGUUGAAGGCGAAACUUUCGGGCAAAUGUGUCGUCCGGCCGAGCAGUAGUGCUGACGUGCUGGCGAGUGUUUUAGCUCGCAAACUCAUGCUGUCCGCCGGUCGAACAAGCACGAUUCGAUCACUUUCCUUCCCACCCAUCGGGACCGCUUUGCUCGAUGAUCUGUUGCGACAGCAGAACGAGGUGCACCUGAUUGCCAAGCGCUACAAAACGACCAUUAUGGAGAACCUCGCGUACGGGCUUGCUGCGGAAACGCUCAGCUAUAUUGCGUCCUCGCACGAAACGGUACAAGGUGCGGUACAGGAAGCGUGGCGUCAGGCACAGGAAGCGGUCAAUGCCGAGCUGGUACAGUCCGAGAUCGCACACAUCAUGAUGCGAAAUGCUCAGCGCUACGAAAGCUCUCUAGCGCCCGCCUUCGGGUACGCACUGUCCACCCAGGAACGCAUUACGUUCGAAACAUUCGCGGACGCUGUGCAUGAGGCACUUCGACGCGAAAUGGAUGCAGCCGUACGGCAACUAACGGAAUGUUACGAAGAAACACUGGAGAAGAUGAAACGUGGCCAGUGGCGACUGCAUCUGGAGCAGGAGCGAAAACCCAGCGAAGGGCGACAGCUGUUGGCAGAGUUUGCGGACAUUAUCGCUCACAAAGCGCUAAUCGAUGCACGCGUACAGGUACUGAAAGGUGACUAUGUUCCGUCUCGACAAAAGCUGCAGGAAUCUACCGAGUCGUCGGAGCGUGUGUUCAGUGUGGCUGCCCUGAAGCAGUACGAGAAUCUGUACACGGAUCUCACAGCUGACUUGGAGGUGGCGAAUGCUGACGACAUCCUGGCCGAAGCGGACUUUAACUUCAUGUACAAGUACUUUGCCAGCGAACACUCUUUGAACAAGGCCGAGGUGAAGGAAGUGUCUGCGAUACUGAACGAGCUGGAGAAGUCAGUGGUAGCUUUGCAAGCUUCUUUACACCCAGACCAUGGUAACGUCAGUGCCGCUAGUGCGAUCGACGUGGACAGCUUGCGAAGUAUUCACACACGGUGCGUUGAGAUACAGCAGCGCAUUGAUUCGUUGAUUAGUGCCGCCAAACAGUUGCAGUCACGCAGUGAACAGUGUGGCCGGCUACAGGAUCGUCUUAAGCAACUUACCGAAGAGCACGAACGGGAACUCGGUACGAUCAGGCAGCAGCACGAGCAAAAGCUUGCCACUCUACAGCGUCGAAUUGACGAACAGCACCAGCGCAUUCAAGCGAUCGAUGGUGAACGAGCCGAACUGCUCGAACGGCUGGAAAACGAGCGUAAUCUGUUGAAACAGAAGGAGAAGGAGCUGCACGAACUGUCCGUCCGCUUAACCCGCAUCGAUGCGGCUAGCAACGAGAAGGACAAGGAGAUUGAAGAUCUACUCGACAGCUACGAUCAAGAGUGUAAGAAAGCACGCUCGCUAAAGGAUCGUUGUGAGGAGCUAGCGGACAGUUGCCGGAAAACGGCCGCCGAGUAUGCCGAGCUGGAGAAGGAGCGGGACUAUCUGUACGAGCAGAUGCGCAAAGAGCAGGACCAUGUGAAGAAGUUGGAGAAACAUCUGGAACUGCUGGAAGCGGAACAUGCGCAACAGGUGGACAAUCUGCACGCCGCCUACCGGGAGCAACAGAUGGCAAACGAGCUGGACUCGCAGAAGGAUAAAGACGAUGAGGACAGUUUGCGAUCGCGCUACCAGGCAGAAAUCGAGCAGUUAAGGGCACUCUGUGAGAAGGGACUGGCCGCGAUGGAAGCGUCGCACAAGCGCAUCAUCCACGAUCUGGAGGAAAAGCACCAGCAGGAGAUCGCGAAACUCAUUCUGGAGAAGGAACAAGCGCUGGCCGAAGAAACACAGGCAACACUGGCAGCACUUGACGCCAUGAAGAAAGCACACCAGAAUGAGGUACAGCGUGAGGUGACGCGCUUCAAACAGGAGUUCCUCAAACAGUUCCAGAAGGGUGGCCAACCGCCCCAAACGUACCGCGAGAAGGAACAAGAACUGGAAGACGUACGGCAGGAGAUACUGUCCCUCUCGGAGAAGUACUCGAUGAAGUGCGUGGAAACGGCGGCGCUCGAGGAAAAGCUUCGUAAUGCGACGCAACAGUUGAAAUGUUCUCAGCAGCACAUUCAGCAGCUUGAUGUUAGAAACAAGCAACUGCGGGCACACUUUGUCUCAAACCAGCCGGAAGAAACGGCUUCCGCACCACCGACCAGCAGUGUCGUAACGCCAAAGGAUACCAACCUGUUCACCAGCAGCACGCAGCAGCCAGAAAGUUCACCAAUGGCCACCACGGCUAAAAGGACACCAGCGCUAGGCAACGGUAAUGGAACGCCUAGCACAACGGCGACGACACCAUCGACGAUCGCACCACUUUCCCCGUCGAUCGAGUCCAAUAGUCCGCUCGAAUUGCUCGAUCUUCGCGAGUGCCAGCACCUACUGAAUAAUAAGAAAGAAUCACAUCCACGGUUGAAGUUCACCGAAGGAGCCAAACUAGGUGUAGCACCGAUCUUCUCUACCUCCAGCUCGCCCGGCACCACCCCAACCGGUACGGCGAUCAAUGAUUCCGUCAAUCUGGCGAGCAGCACCAACAACAAUCGCGCCAAAGUUCUCAGCUCGAAGCAGCUCAACAUGAACCUGAUCAGCGGAGGUUCCGGUCCACUGUCUACCGGUGCGUCCGGACCACCGACACCCCACCCAGUGUCGCUCACACUACCACUGAUCGCAAGUGCCACGUUCAAGAACAGCAAUCUGCACCGUAACCAUGUGCCCGUUGGCAGCAACAAUGGCAGUAACGGCACCAAUACGAAUCAUCUCAACCACCUUCACAGCAACAACAACAACAACAAUCACUUACACAACAACAACAAUGUUAGUAGUUUAAAUAAUAAUAAUAAUAAUGAUAACGAUAACAUGCACGAGCUUAAGCCAUCGACCAAACUUUGUUCGCCCCCUCCCUUAGAUGAGAGGGACGUUGAACAGCAAAUUCAUCGAUUCGAGUUGGAAAUCUAAACAAAACAAUAGAACCCAUUAUCAUCACGCAUCACGCAGAUUAACACCUUAGAUUAACAAAAUGGUACACAUACGCUCACAGAGAAGAAUGUACUGUCACGCUUUAUAAAACAAAAAUUGAUAUGUUUGGUUUGGCUUAAAACAGAAAACAAAAUUACUAAAAGAACUAUCCACUUACAACUAUGCUACGCUUCAGCAAAUGCAAACUACACCACGAGCCAUUUUUUUAGACGAACAACGCGAAACGCAUACACAAUCAUUAUUAUUAUUAGUGCACGAGUGCAAGAAGAUAGUUAUAUGUAUGGACCGGGUGUACUAAUGUACUAGCAAAAAAAGAAAAAGAAAAGAAAACACAAAACCCGUCCGAUUGCGAAACAUCCUUAAGCAGCGCUUAGCGAUCGAGUAAGAAUGAACAUUACAUGAAAAAGUUUCAAUUAGUGGUCAUUUUCAACUCUACAAAAUGCUUUGGCCAGACACUUAACAUUUUGUUAAAAAAAACACAAUACGAUUUGCGCCAUCACGACACGCUUAGCUAUUUGGAUUGCUGAUAGAGGAUACGUUUAGACAACUGUUGUUGCACCGUGUUCAUGUUAUUGUUGUUGUUGUUGUUGUUGUUAUUGUACUUGUUGUUGAUGAUGAUUUACUAGCCUUACUAGUUAUAGUCUACUGUCGAAAAAAAAACACAUAAGCCUAACCCUUGAAAAGAAACUCCCGUACGGGAAUCUGGCGUUCCCGUAAGUUUUUGCAACAGAAUCACCUUUCGCCCACUUCAACGUUCAUUCAUUUUAUUUAUUCUAUAACCGUAAUGUUGUACCAUUAUAAUGUAGUGUUCACCAAAAUGCCCUUCCCCGUUUGUAUUUUAAUUCUUUGCCAUUUGUGUCUUCCUGGUUGAGUGUAAUCUUGUUUUAAUUACUUCAUCAAACGCGGGCAUCUUACACAAGCCGUAAGCUCACCGGUUAAUUUUGCACUUGAAGCGGAAAAUGUUUUGUUUUGUACUAUAUUCGUGUUUUUUUUUCUCUUUAUUGUGUGUGUGUUUUAUGUACAUUAUGUUGCUUCUUUUACACCGAAAAGAGAAAUAAGUAGAAAUCGAAAUUUUAUAUGACAAAAGGUUGGACAAUUAAAGAGAAACUUCUUUCUUUUUAAGAUUUUAGUCACCCACUGUACUAAACUGUACUAAAUUUUAAUUUGAAACUGUUAAUUUACACGUAAUGCAAACACACAACAAUCAAAAGUGACUUAUUCGUUUAGAAUUUUCGUUUGCAGCAUUGCUUCCUUACAUGAAAAAAAAAACAGAAAAAACGAAUUAAAACGAAAAUAAGUAUAAUAACAGUAUGUAAGAAAGAUGAUAAAGGAACAAACAUGGAAAAUAUAGAACAUAUAGGUAAAGAAGCAACAAUAAUACAGUUUGCUAGAAUAACAAGACUCACCAAAAAAAAAAGAAGAUAAAUGCAAGGAGAAGUUGGACGUCCCUUUCCGGAGUUUAAGCAUACGUUUUAGAUUUAUGAUUUGUACGUUGGAAAGUGUCCCUUGUUUAAUGCGUUAAUUGGACGAUUUUUCCCUUUUAUUUUCAUGCGUGCGUGUGUGUGUGUGUGAACCUCCGUCAACGAUGUGUUCGAAAGCCUUAGUUUCCUUUUUAUUUCGUUGUUAAGUUUGUUAAGCUGAACAAAACAUGCAAAAAAAGGCACAGUAGGUGUAGUUAGUAACAUAGAAUCGAUUUAUUGUAUUGUGUUGGAAUGAUUAGGGAUAAAUAAAACACACACACAUACAAUAGGAUGAACUUUUGCACACUUAACCACAUUUCUUCACUCCUGUAAAAGGAUAAAGGAAGAAAAAAAAGAGAGGAAAACACACACACGCGCACACUUUGCAUGAAAUGGUGCCUUUUUUGUUGUUGUGCAUAAAUUAUAACUACACGCCCUACUUUAGGAUUAUUGAUUUCGAGGAAGUUUCUUAAUAGAUUUGUAAUAUGUGACUAUUUGUAAACCUUUGUAAAAACGCAUACAUACACGGAAGCGAUAAAUUUAGUUGCUUAGAGGAAACAAUACAACUCUCUGCAUAUACAAUAAAAUAUAACAAUAACACAGGCAGGAUACGCAACAUGAUAAGGGAGUGUUAUAGCACGCUCUUUCAUUUUGUGCAAAUGUUAUUUUUUUUUGUGUAUGUCCCUCUUCCCAUUAAAUAAUGCUCUUCCAAUUUCUUUAUGUAACUGUCGCUCAUCGUACACCCGAUGUAACCUCACCGAAACAAGUUAGAGAAAAAUAAAUAUAUAUAUUGAACAUGAA